AGAAAAUAAAUAUAUUACUCCAAUAUUAUUAUUGAUGGUACUCAAUGUUCAAUGUUCAAAGUUCAAACACAUUGAUAGAAAGUUAUAGGUACAAAUUGUGAUGAAACGACCAAAGGAGGAAUGAUCCCACUAGGGGAACCAUAAGCAAAAAGUUGAAAAAGCUUGAAGUAGCAUUAAGGGUAUCCAUGUCUAAGGGGCUUCUUUUUCUUACAACUACCAUUCUUCAUGCAACAACAUAGGUUAUUCCUUUAUGAAAGCAAUAAGAUGUGUUCUAAUUAAGAACAUAGAAAGGUGAAUGGAGAAUUUUGCUUGAAUGAUGUCACACAUCUUCAUGGCAAAACAGAAUAGCUGGUUUGGGUGGGUGAAGAGGUUAUUCACAUCUGAGUCAAACAACAAAAAACCAAAGAAAUGGGGAUGGGGACUUGGAAGGCUAAAGGGGAAACAACAGUACCCAAAAAUCACUGCUCCAAGAAGAGCAUUGAUUGAAGCAAGUGCAGAGCAAAGAAAGCAUGCAUUGACAGUGGCAAUUGCAACUGCAGCUGCGGCCGAGGCUGCAGUUGCGGCUGCACAUGCUGCUGCCGAGGUUGUCAAGCUCACCGGUGGUUCUUGCUCUUAUUCGUUCUUGGCCAAAGGUGAUCGGAGCCUCGCCGCCAUCAAGAUUCAAAGCGCUUACCGCGCACAUCUCGCAAGGAAAGCAUUAAGAGGACUGAAGGGAGUGACAAAACUGCAAGCUCUCAUUCGUGGUCAAGCAGUGAGACGUCGAGUGUCCAGGGCUUUGAAGAAUUCGGCCACCAGUGCAGUUAAAAUCCCGGAAACAAUCAGCCAAAUAGAAGAAAGGUACAGAAAAGACCAGAUAAUUUCUUUUGCAAAGCAAAAGAACAAGUUACAUGAAAAAGAAUUGAAGCUACAGCCAGAAGGGCAUAGACAUAGUCCAAUAAGUUGGGAUUCUAGGUUGCAGUCAAGAGAAGAUAUUGAAGCCACAUGGUUGAGAAAGCAAGAGGCCGCUGCCAAAAGAGAACGCAUGAAGCAAUAUUCCUUUUCACAAAGGGAAAGAAAACUUCCCCAAAUGAGUGAAGAAUCUGUUCACAACAAGGAAUAUAAAAACGAGAGAAUCCGCACUUUAGGCCAAUGGCUAAAUAAGGAAGCCGAUGACUCGAAUACACACCACCAUAAACAAGAUCAUCCCUCGAACUUUAUUACAAGAGAAGCACAUCAAGGACUCAGCCCGCAAAUUUCGAUUCCCCGGAGAUCAUUUUCGCAUACAAAAAGAUGUUCGGUUGGAGCUAUUGAUAUCUCCCUACCGAAUUCUCCGGUCCUUCCAACUUACAUGGCCGUGACUGAAUCCAGCAAAGCGAAGGCGAGAUCUAUGAGCACGCCACGGCUAAGAACAGGGUAUUUGGACACAUGCUCCAACAAGAGCGAGUCUCGGAAAUAAGGUGUUUCCUAUUGUAAUGGUGCAACUAUCAGCAGAGAUUCCAGAGCAUAAAAGGCCAUUCUAUGACUAGAAGAUAUCAAAUAUGGUGUGUCAAUUGCUGAAACCUUGAGAAGGGUUGAAAACUCACUAAGUUCAUUUCAUAUGUUUUCGUCCUUCACAUUACUCUAGUA
Messenger RNA from Arachis duranensis, 1605 nucleotides. Its product is annotated as protein IQ-DOMAIN 12. The coding region runs from base 314 to 1435 and encodes 373 amino acids. Lineage: Eukaryota; Viridiplantae; Streptophyta; Magnoliopsida; Fabales; Fabaceae. Gene Ontology annotation, molecular function: protein binding. The transcript has 6 exons. The record is from RefSeq and is a predicted model, not a curated record.